This is a messenger RNA of Anneissia japonica, 982 nucleotides long. Its product is annotated as glutaryl-CoA dehydrogenase, mitochondrial-like. The record is from RefSeq and is a predicted model, not a curated record. Gene Ontology annotation, biological process: fatty acid beta-oxidation using acyl-CoA dehydrogenase; fatty-acyl-CoA biosynthetic process. The coding region runs from base 91 to 843 and encodes 250 amino acids. Gene Ontology annotation, cellular component: mitochondrial inner membrane. Gene Ontology annotation, molecular function: glutaryl-CoA dehydrogenase activity; flavin adenine dinucleotide binding; fatty-acyl-CoA binding. NCBI's taxonomy places the organism in Eukaryota, Metazoa, Echinodermata, Crinoidea, Comatulida, Comatulidae. The transcript has 7 exons.
UGAAUCAAUGAUGUUGUUAUUAUAGCAACAGGAGAGCUGAUUGGUUGUUUUGGGCUGACAGAACCCAACCAUGGAAGUGAUCCAUCGGGAAUGGAGACGAGAGCACGCUACAAUCCAUCAACGAAAACAUUUAUUCUAAAUGGAUCAAAAACAUGGAUUACUAACUCACCAAUUGCAGAUGUCUUCAUUGUCUGGGCAAAGAAUGAAGAUGAGGGGGGAGCACUACGUGGAUUCAUCCUAGAAAAAGGCAUGAAAGGGCUGAAGGCACCAAAGAUUGAGGGCAAGUUCUCACUGAGGGCAUCAGUCACUGGCCAAAUUGUAAUGGAAGACGUUGAAGUGCCUGAGGAAUACAUGUUGCCAGAUGCCAAAGGCUUAGGGGGCCCAUUUGGCUGUCUGAAUAAUGCAAGGUAUGGUAUAGCAUGGGGUGCAUUAGGAGCUGCAGAAUUCUGCCUGGAAGCUGCUCGGCAGUACACCUUGGACAGACACCAGUUUGGGGUGCCCCUUGCUCGAAAUCAACUCAUACAAAAGAAGUUGGCUGACAUGUUAACAGAAAUCUCAAUAGGUCUGCAGUCAUGUUUACAAGUUGGACGUCUCAAGGACCAGGGAAUGAUUGCUCCUGAAAUGAUUUCAAUGAUCAAGAGGAAUUCGUGCGGCAAGUCUCUGGAUAUUGCUAGGAUGGCACGGGAUAUGCUGGGAGGUAAUGGAAUAUCGGAUGAGUACCAUGUGAUAAGGCAUGUCAUGAAUUUAGAAUCUGUUAAUACAUAUGAAGGUACCCAUGAUAUUCAUGCUCUGAUCUUAGGACGUGCCAUCACUGGUCUACAGUCGUUUACUGUCAACAAGUGAAACAGACAGCACUUGAUGUAGAAAAAGUACAGGACAUAGAUCUUCAUCUUAUCGUUGUCCAAAAACAUGCUAGAUACUUUGUUUCAGCCAGAGCAUCAUUCAUUGUACUCUGCCAGUGAUCCAAGUAAAUGAUCAUGUG